Messenger RNA from Clupea harengus (Atlantic herring), 1957 nucleotides. Its product is annotated as galactosylceramide sulfotransferase. Gene Ontology annotation, molecular function: galactosylceramide sulfotransferase activity. Gene Ontology annotation, cellular component: membrane. The record is from RefSeq and is a predicted model, not a curated record. Lineage: Eukaryota; Metazoa; Chordata; Actinopteri; Clupeiformes; Clupeidae. Gene Ontology annotation, biological process: glycolipid biosynthetic process.
UUCAUUGGGGGAUGGGUGUGCUACUUUCUCAGCAAGCUGGGAAUAAAAUGCUUCACGAAGGUUUUCCAGGUUCGAACAGCUGUAAUCUGAAUGGGUUUUAAUUGAUUUUACUCAUACAAGCGUGAACUGAUUAACUAUCCAAAAAGAAAUGGGGGAAAUACUGCUCGUUUGCACUUGGGCUGGGCUUUUACAUCUUAAAACUGAGUGUACAGCUAAACAAGUUUCCCCACAAUGCCCUUCUGGUGUGUGGGAGGUUACUCUUUAUCGUUGAGCCAGCUUAGUGAGGUGAUCCUGGGUCCUCAUGAGCCUUCUGCUACUACCUCUGGAAACACUGAUCCCUGCCAGCAUGUGUGGGAGAGGGCAUCGCUGUGGACAGACAGGCAGAGCAGGUGGACCGCGGCUAGGGAGAUGACCCUCCGGUGGGUGUCCCACCAACUCUGGAGGCACCGAAUGAAAGGUCUCCUGGUGACUCUGGCUGUGACGUUACUGCUUAUGCUGCUGGCCACCCAGGCUCUCCAGCCUGUGAGCCAAAGACCAGUUGUGGAUAAAAGAACAGAGCAUGAAAAGGCACAGCACAGACCAAAACAAGCAUCCCACAAGGAGAGUGGCAGGAGGAAAGCAGGUGAGAUCGCCACCACACAACCUACAGAAGACAUUCCUCGCUCCACCAUAGAAAGGAGGAGGGCUCCACCACCAAUCGUCUUCCUCAAAACACACAAGACGGGGAGCAGCACUGUGCAGAACCUUUUGUUUCGGCUCGGGGAGCGAGAGAAAGCCACAUUUGCCUUUCCUCACUACACUUACCAGUUCAGUUACCCAGAGAGGUUCAGAGCGGAGUUUGUUGAUGAGCUGCCGGACGGCUCCACCCAGUUUGACAUCCUGUGCAGCCACAUGCGUCUGGACCUGGCCCAGGUGAUGCAGGUGAUGCCCCAGAACGCUGUGUACGUCACGCUGCUGCGCGAGCCCCUGCGGACCUUCGAGUCCGUGUUCAACUACUACACCUCCACCGUGCCUGCCUUCACCAAGGCCCAGAAGGCAGCGGAUGCUGCAGCAGCCACCGCCGCCGCAGCUGGCUCCCUGAAGCGAAAAUCGGCGCUCACCAUCUUCCUGGAGAACCCGGAGGCCUACUGGGACCCGAAGGAAGUCGGGAAUGGCCUGGUCAAGAACCCCAUGUGCUUCGACAUGGGGCUCAACAGCCAGCAGUGGAACAGCUCCUGGCCGGAGGACCUGGCACGCCUGGAGGAGGCCUUUCACCUGGUGAUGAUUGCCGAGCACUUUGACGAGUCGCUGGUGCUCCUCGGGGCGCUGCUGGGCGUGGGGCUGGAGGAGCUGGCGUACGUGCGGCUGAAUGUGCGCUCGGUGCUCAGCGUGGCCACGCUGGACCAGGCCACCAAGGAGAAGCUCAGUGCCUGGAAUGCCCUGGACACACUGCUUUAUGACUUCUUCCUGCAGCUGUUUUGGGAGAAGGCGGAGAUGUACGGGCGCAAGAGGCUGAGCCGCGAGGUGGCGCAGCUCAGAAGGGCCACCGAGCGCGUACGCAAGAUGUGCGUGGCCAGGGAAGGGGUGCCCCCCGGGCAGCUGGAGGAUUUGGUGCGGCCUUGGCAGACAAACUCUGCCACCAUCAUGGGGUACGAGCUCAGGGCAAACCUCAGCCAGCAGGAGCAGGGCUUCUGUGUGCGACUGGUGCUGCCUGAGUUACAGUAUCAUUCCCAUCUGUACUUCCAGCAGUAUGGCCGUGAUAUGAGGUCUGUACCCACAGACUGAGCUGGACCAGAUAUGCUGGACUUUGGAUACUGGGCCUGUCUGUGUUUCAUAUUCUUGUUAGGUAAAAAUGACUCAAUUAAUUUCAUACUAAAAACAUUCAGAUGAUAUGUUGAUGUAAAUACUAUUAGAUGGUAAAACACUGGUUUCAUUUUAAAAUGAUACAUUAAUUUAAUAAAUACAGUGUCUAUGUCCA